Molecule: messenger RNA, 958 nt
Organism: Myotis brandtii (Brandt's bat)
Lineage: Eukaryota; Metazoa; Chordata; Mammalia; Chiroptera; Vespertilionidae
Gene: KLF14
Product: Kruppel-like factor 14
Exons: 1
Biological process (GO): regulation of transcription by RNA polymerase II
Molecular function (GO): RNA polymerase II cis-regulatory region sequence-specific DNA binding; DNA-binding transcription factor activity, RNA polymerase II-specific
Source: RefSeq, a predicted model, not a curated record
CGUCGGAGGCCAGUCACACCUGCUGCCAAGCGCCACCGCUGCCCGUUCCCGGGCUGCAACAAAGCCUAUUACAAGUCGUCACAUCUGAAGUCCCACCAGCGCACCCACACGGGGGAGCGCCCCUUCUCCUGCGACUGGCUCGACUGCGACAAGAAGUUCACGCGCUCCGACGAGCUUGCCCGCCACUACCGGACACACACGGGCGAGAAGCGCUUCUCCUGCCCGCUCUGCCCCAAGCAGUUCUCCCGGAGCGACCACUUGACCAAGCACGCCCGCCGCCACCCGGCCUAUCAUCCCGACAUGAUCGAGUACCGGGGGCGCCGUCGCACACCCCGCGUCCACGCGCAACCUGCCAGCCUGGUGGACAGCUCCGGCUCCGGCUCCGACCAGGCGUCCAGCCUUACCGCCAGCCUGUCUGACAGUCACUGCUGCUAGUCGUCCCCCGCCAGGACGACCCCCCAGCCAUACUACCCCUGCCUUCUUUCUGCCCAACCUUCUUCCCCCGGUGUCGUGCUACCAAGGCACAGACUGGUUCCUCCGCUCUGAGGGUGGGUCCAGACUGGCAUGCUGGACCCUGGGGAGGGACUGGGGGCCUGAAAAGAGCAGGAAUUCCUACACCACGUAGAUCAUCCUGAAAGGGGGAGGGUUGCCUCCAGGCAACCCUGGGAACUGAUGAGAAGGGAUGAACCCCCGUACUCUCCGGAGUCCUGAAGAUUCUCCCUUCCCUGGAAGCAGAGAUGUGAAACUGGAAUUCUCAGGUGCCUGAGGAGCUCCCGGUCUUGAAGGACUCUGGUGUCUUACCCACCCGCCAGGGCGGACCUUGAAGCGUGUAUCAGGGGUGGCAGUCUUGGCAGUGUCCAGGACUGGGAUGGUGAGAGGCCUUUGGAAACAGAAAUGAUUUCUAUUUCUGUAAACAGCAAUGUUUACUAAUUUAUUUUUAGUAUCUUUUACACAGGGA